UAGUAAUUUUCCUGAAAGUAUUGAACAAGCUCAAGAUAUUUUUAAUCUAGAACAAUUAGUAUUAAAUAAAGAAAAUAAUACAAAACUUAUCAAAGAUGAUAUCCAUCCAACAAUUAUUAUUGAUGUGAUUAUGGCUGGGAAGAAUGUAACAAAUAAUUUCACACAUAACUUAGUACAGGAACCAAAAAAAUUAGAUUUAAAUACAAAAUUAUUAUUUGACGACAAAUUAAAUAGAUUACAUGAAUGGUUUAAUAUAGAUUCUAAGUAUUCUGAAAAUGAAAUAGCAAAAUAUGUUUUAGAAAAUGAUAACAUAGAAAUAAGAAGGAAUCGCAAAACAGUUGAUUACUUAGAAGUUUUAUUUAAUCCAAAAAUGUUUAAAGAGUACAUACUAAUCACUCAAAAUAAUUUCAUAUUGUUUGAUCAAAAAGAAUUUGACAAAUUGUUUGAUUCAAUUUUAUUUAGUAUACCAAUACAAAUAAAAGAUAAGAAAUCUGAAAACGAGGUCAAUUUAAUAAAAUCUAAGAUCAAUAAAAUUAAUGGUACAUUUAAUACUCUUCAAACAAUGAUUUCAAAUAUAAUUAUAGAAAACGAAGAAGUUAACGAAAAAAGUAAUCAAUUAUUGAAAGAAACAAUAAAAAAGAAGCAUUUACUUGAAAACAUGAAAGUAGUUAAUUUUCUUAUUGAAUGUAUAAAUCCUAUAUUAGUAAACGGUAUACUGGAAAUUAUGAAAAAAAUGCCUAGUGAUCCAACUGAUUUUUUGGUAGAAUAUAUUUACAACCAUAAUAUGUACAAUCCAUGUGUUUCUUCACCAUUGAAUAAAAAAUCAAAAGUAGCUAACAGCCUCAACAAGCACCUGUUAUGA
Messenger RNA from Sipha flava (yellow sugarcane aphid), 862 nucleotides. RefSeq lists its product as uncharacterized. NCBI's taxonomy places the organism in Eukaryota, Metazoa, Arthropoda, Insecta, Hemiptera, Aphididae. The transcript has 6 exons. The record is from RefSeq and is a predicted model, not a curated record. The coding region runs from base 131 to 862 and encodes 243 amino acids.